AUGCCCGGCUUUUCACAAACCAGCGACCUUCCUGCCUGGAAGGAGCUCCAGGAGCACCACACCACCUUGGGACGCAACCUAGUUCUCAAGGAUCAAUUCCAGAAGGACCCUAAGCGUUUUGAGAACUUCAGCCACAAGUUCGCCAACACCGUGGACAACACGGAGGUCCUCUUCGAUUUCUCCAAGAACUUCCUCACCCAGGAGACCGUCUCUCUUCUGGUCAAGCUCGCCAAGGAGGCCAACGUUGAGGAGCUCCGUGAUGCCAUGUUCCGUGGCGAGCACAUCAACUUCACCGAGGACCGUGCUGUCUACCACGCUGCUCUGCGCAAUGUUGCCAAGGAGCCCAUGGAGGUCGAUGGUAAGAGCGUGGUUGAGGAUGUCCACUCCGUCCUGGAGCACAUGAAGGAGUUCUCCGAGCAGGUCCGCAGCGGAGAGUGGAAGGGUUACACCGGCAAGAAGAUCAACACCAUCGUUAACAUUGGUAUCGGUGGUUCCGAUCUCGGCCCUGUAAUGGUCACCGAGGCUCUCAAGCCUUACGGCCACCCCGACAUUAAGCUCCACUUCGUCUCCAACAUCGACGGCACCCACAUUUCUGAAGCUCUUAAGAACUCCGACCCGGAGACCACCCUUUUCCUGAUUGCCUCUAAGACCUUCACUACCGCAGAGACCACUACCAACGCCAACACAGCCAAGUCUUGGUUCCUCAAGUCUGCUAAGGAAGAUUCACACAUUGCCAAGCACUUCGUAGCCCUGUCGACCAACGAGUCCGAGGUCACCAAGUUCGGCAUUGAUGCCAAGAACAUGUUCGGAUUCGAGUCCUGGGUGGGUGGACGUUACUCCGUUUGGAGUGCUAUUGGUCUGUCCGUCGCUCUGUACAUUGGUUACGACAACUUCCACCAGUUCCUGGCUGGUGCUCAGGCCAUGGACAAGCACUUCCGGGAAACACCCCUCGAGAAGAACAUCCCCGCUCUUGGUGGUCUGCUGAGCGUCUGGUACAGCGACUUCUUCGGUGCUCAAACCCAUCUGGUUGCUCCCUUCGACCAGUACCUGCACCGCUUCCCCGCCUACCUUCAGCAGCUGUCCAUGGAGAGCAACGGAAAGGCCAUCACCCGCACCGGUGAAUACGUCAAGUACACCACCGGACCCAUCCUGUUCGGUGAGCCUGCCACCAACGCGCAGCACAGCUUCUUCCAGCUUCUGCACCAAGGCACCAAGCUCAUCCCUGCCGAUUUCUUGAUGGCUGCUGAGUCGCACAACCCCGUCGAGGGUGGCAAGCACCAGCGCAUGCUGGCUGCUAACUUCCUCGCUCAGUCCGAGGCUCUGAUGGUCGGAAAGACCCCUGCUCAGGUCAAGGCCGAGGGCGCUGCCGAGGAGCUUGUUGCCCACAAGACUUUCUUGGGUAACCGUCCCACCACCUCUAUUUUGGCCCAGAAGAUCACCCCCUCCACCCUGGGUGCUCUGAUCACCUACUACGAGCACGUCACCUUCACCGAGGGUGCCAUCUGGAACAUCAACUCGUUCGACCAGUGGGGUGUCGAGUUGGGCAAGGCCCUUGCUAAGAACAUCCAGAGCGAGCUGGAGACCGAGGGAGCCGGUGCUGACCACGACAGCUCGACCAGUGGCGCAUUGUGGCCAACCAGCGCACUUGCGGGGAACAUCAAUGACAACAACGAGGGAUACAAACUGAGAGAGGAUAUCCCAGUAUCAUGUCUGAAUCGGACCAUGGAAGGAGAACAUGUCACUGACAAUCUCGGAAAACUCCAAUACGUCCCCUUCGUGACCUGCAACGAAACCGCCCGCCCCCUCUCCCUCCACUACGGCAUCUCUGAAACAAUAACAUGCACCAUCGACUCCCUUUCCGAUGAGCUGUACCAUCUGCUCGAGUUCUACGUCCACUCAGAUGUCCCAAUGACCUGCCGCGUGCCAACAGCGCCACUAACACCAUCCGCCGGCGCAGCAGAGCACGCGGACAAAGACUCAGACCAGAUGUCAGGAGAAGCAGACACCCUCUCUGCACUAGCCGACAACGGGCCGCCCUUCACGCCGCUCACAAUUGCGCUGCAGGGUACGCUUCAGCUGAGCCAUUUGCACAUCUGGACGGAUAUGAACGUCGUCAUGCACAACAUGGCCUCGGACGCGGCUGCAGAACAAAGCUCCAAGACCCGCGGCGGCCAGUCUGGACAGCCUGGUUUCACAGUUGGCGGUAUCGCAUACUCGACCCCCGAGUUCGAUAAUACCGGUAAAAACCCUAAGCUCGAUGAGGACGAGGAGCCAGUUGCUCUUUCCCAGGCGGCGCGUGAGCCUUGGACUGCUGGACAUGGCACCAAGGUCGUGCGUGGCGAGCCGCUUACCUUCUCUUUCCACGUUGCGUGGUUGGAGGGCGGUGCCAGUAUUGGGUGGCCGGUGCGGCCUCCUUUGGACUCGUGGCUGGCGCUGGCGACUGGGUCUAAGAAGAAAUCUGGGUCUUUCUUUUCUAAGCUGGUGUUCUUUGUUAUGGCGGCUUCAGUUGGUGCUUUGGUUGCAUUAUUCUGGGAGCGCAAUGGCCUGCGUGGUCGUGGGCGAACCCCUUGGCACGGAGAUGGGCUUUUGGGUGGGAGUCCCGCGCGUGGAGCGAAGGGUCCGGGCGUUACCUUUGGCAACGGGGGAAAGAAUAAUGGAUACGGUGGUUAUUCUGGCCCUGCUAAUGGCAAUGGCAAUGGAAACGGGGUUGGAAGUGGAUAUGGGUUCCCGAGUGGGAAGAGGGAUUGA
This is a messenger RNA of Penicillium expansum, 2748 nucleotides long. Its product is annotated as glucose-6-phosphate isomerase. The record is from RefSeq and is a predicted model, not a curated record. The transcript is spliced from 5 exons. Gene Ontology annotation, molecular function: monosaccharide binding; glucose-6-phosphate isomerase activity; carbohydrate derivative binding. Gene Ontology annotation, biological process: gluconeogenesis; glucose 6-phosphate metabolic process; glycolytic process. Gene Ontology annotation, cellular component: cytosol. Bases 1 to 2748 code for a protein of 915 amino acids. Lineage: Eukaryota; Fungi; Ascomycota; Eurotiomycetes; Eurotiales; Aspergillaceae.